Molecule: messenger RNA, 707 nt
Organism: Diabrotica virgifera virgifera (western corn rootworm)
Lineage: Eukaryota; Metazoa; Arthropoda; Insecta; Coleoptera; Chrysomelidae
Exons: 3
Coding region: 120-491 (123 amino acids)
Cellular component (GO): nucleus
Molecular function (GO): zinc ion binding
Source: RefSeq, a predicted model, not a curated record
ACCUGACACUAUUGACAGCUGUCUUAAUAAAAAUAAAGGUGAGACUUAAACAAACUUGAGAAAACUUGGAUUUUGUUUAUAAGUUAGUUUAAGAAAUAUUAAAAUUGCAAUAGUGAAUAAUGGGCAGUACAGCCAAAGCCAUAAUGACUGGUUUUAUAUGUAGACUCUGUUCAGAGCAGAAAAAAGUUGUAGUCCAUUUAUACACUAAAAGGGCCAGAGAGUUAGAUUUGAUAAAGAAAAUGGAAUCUUUACCAAUUACACUCAAAAAAUACGACAAUUUACCAAAAACAAUAUGUUUACGGUGCAUCCUAAGGUUAGAAGUUCAAUAUAAUCUUAUACUCAAAAUUAGAUCUUCAAGGGCAGUAAUCAAAAGUCAUAGAAUGUACCAUAGUAAUGGCAGAUGUCCAGUGGAAUGUCCCCUACAUGGUGUACCAGAUUCAACUUGGUCCUCCUCGCCCCCAGAAGAAGCAGAGGGAGCUAGUAAUUCCUAAAUGUGAUACACCUUAUAACAACUAUCUCUAUUUUAUUCGGUAUAUUUUGACAAGUAUGAGCCGCAUGCUCAUUUGAACUUCAAUAUUUAUUUUAUUUACUUUCAUGAGAUCAUUGUCGAUUCCAUUUUGUGGUUUAGUGUAUUAUUGUUGUCAUUUGAAGUUCUUACUGAGCUCUUAUAAAGUAAUUAAAAUGAUUUAAUAAACUUUUAUAAAACA